UAUUUUUACGUUAAUUAAUUCAAUUAUUGUAUCAAUGGGAGUAAAUUAAUUUUGAUACGCAUUCCAGUCGUGGUACCUAACCUAAUACAAAUGGAGCAAUCUAUCCGAAGGCUUUGCUUGAAAUAUAUUAACGUGUUGCAUUAUUUUAACAAAAAUUAAAGUUAAAACUAUUUAAGGAAUAACUACAUGAAGCCUGUCUUUAUGUACAAAUCAUGUAAUAAAUUACUAAGCUGUGUAAAAUUAAAAGAAACGUAUAUUUCAUAUUCGAUAUCAAUUUCAUGUAUAGAGCGCGAAGAUUCAAUAUUGGAAAAUUUAAAUACAUUAAAAAUGGCCACGUAUAAAUUAAAAUGCCUUAGUUUGUAAAAUAAAUCAAAGUGAUAAAUAUACUUUAAAAUAAUCCUGGAAGGUGUUUUGCUAUGCAUAUCAGAAUGAGCGUACGUAUGAGAAGAACAAUUUUCUGCGGAAUUGUAUUAUUAUUAAGUGUAUUAUAUUUAUAUACAAAUCGAACCAUAUAUUCGAGUGACCAUGAGAAAAAUGUUUCUUUAAAAUUACUUCUUGCUGCUGCUAUAAAGGCAGCUGAACUUGGUGCUUCUGAAGUAAUAGCAGUUCAUGAUCAAGUGAAAUUUGAAAUACAAAGCAAGGGAAAAACAAAAGAAGGUAUAAAUGAUCCAGUAACAGAAGCAGAUUAUAGAUCUCAUUGUGCAAUGUAUCACUCUUUGUUGGAAGCUUUCCCUGAUAUAACAGUAAUAUCAGAGGAAGCAUCAAAAGAUUGUGAUAAAGUAACAGUUUCAAAUAUGAAAGACUCAGUUAAUAGCUUAAGAGAUUAUAAUAUUAAGGAUGAGAUUGUAAAUUCAAAUGAUAUCACAGUUUGGAUCGAUCCCCUUGAUGCAACAAAAGAGUUUACAGAAAAUUUGUUGCAAUAUGUUACAACUAUGGUUUGUGUUGCUGUCAAAGGCAAACCUGUAAUAGGUGUUAUAUACAAACCAUUUGAAGCAAAGCAAAAUUCUAGUUUGUUUUGGACAUGGACUGAUCAUGGAAUUUCAAAAAAUCUGCAAGUACUUCCAAAGGGGGAAGAGAAUAGACCACCAAUAUUAAUUGUAUCUCAGUCACAUGCUGGUCAAGUUCAUAAUGUUACCAAAAUUGCAUUUGGUAAAGAUGUUCAAAUUGUUUCUGCAGCUGGUGCAGGCUACAAAUUUUUAGAAGUUGUGAGUAAAAAUGCAACUGCAUAUGUUCACAUGACAGCAAUAAAGAAGUGGGACAUUUGUGCAGGCACUGCAAUUCUCACUGCUCUUGGUGGUACAAUUACACAAUUAUUUGACCAACAAUCGAUCAGUUUUGGUCCCAAUGAUUCCAAAAUACUUACAUGGGGUCUUUUAGCUACUAUGAAUAACCAUGCUUGGUACUUGGAUAAAUUUUCGAAUAUUUAAUAUGACAACCAAUUUCAAGUUAAAGUAUUAACUUUCA
This is a messenger RNA of Osmia bicornis bicornis, 1464 nucleotides long. RefSeq names its product putative inositol monophosphatase 3. Gene Ontology annotation, molecular function: 3'-nucleotidase activity. The transcript has 5 exons. Bases 417 to 1427 code for a protein of 336 amino acids. The record is from RefSeq and is a predicted model, not a curated record. Gene Ontology annotation, cellular component: endomembrane system. Gene Ontology annotation, biological process: phosphatidylinositol phosphate biosynthetic process. Lineage: Eukaryota; Metazoa; Arthropoda; Insecta; Hymenoptera; Megachilidae.